AUGGAGACGACAUCGCUGCUGAACGCGCUAGGCUCCUCCUGGACAUUCGCCUUCCUGAGUACCACAAGAUGGCGCUGGCUUCGAUACGCAGCUCUGUGCAAUGAAAGGUGGGACAGACUUAGACGUUUGGUUGCAUAUCUUCACCAUCUUAUGAGGGUAGGAGGAGGAAGCCGGUACAGAUCAAGAAGGUGGUCACGUACCAUGGGGCAGUACAACAUGCUGCAUUUUUGCACUCGCUUGGACACCGACAUUGGAUUAUGCACAAGGCCUCUGCUCGGCAAGUUUGCCAAGAUGGUGGGAUUGGGACUCAACGAGUGGUGGAACAGGGAGCACUACUCAUGGGCCAUUGAGAUGCCCAACCAUGUCAAGGAUUGCAUCUCUAAACACAUGACAAAAAUGUACAUGGAAGGGGGUGUGAACUCGUUAGGCAUGCUCAGGAACAGGUGGGGCGAGGAGCCGCUGGUUCGCGAGGAUCUAUUCCAUGGCAUACUCAAAGACUCGCUCGGUGUGGAGUUCCAGGAGUGCAUCAUCAUCUGGCACAUCGGCAGCGAUGUUUUCCUCGCUAAGAGCCAGCGGGCCAAGGACGACGAUGCAUCGCUCGAUGUCCAGGCGAUCAAGGUGAUAUCCAACUACAUGAUGUUCCUCCUUGUGGAACAACCCGACAUGCUGCCAGGCCUCUCCCAGAACAGGUUGUAUCAACGAACCUGUGAAAAUCUUGUGAAAACUAGACGGUCGACGACUUCUAGGCGCCAACGCAUGAACCUCUGUGCUAAGCUCAAGAAUCUAUUUUGCCUGCACGACGACCCCAGUUCUAGUUCCAGGGUCGCCGACAGAGAGGAGCUUGCGAAAAUCCUAUGCGAUGAGUAUGCGACCAAAGGCUUCAGCCAUGACGCUCCUCGACUCCCCUAUGUAGCUAAACUUGCCAAGCACCUGCUAACGAUGGAGGAAGAUGGCACGGUCGAUUCGGUGAAACUUGUCCUUGAUGUGUGGACGGACAUUCUUGUUUAUGCAAGCAACAAAUGCAGCAGGAAGGCUCAUGCCGAGAAGCUCAACGGUGGCGGCGAGUUGACAACCAUCCUCUGGCUUAUGGCCGAACACUUCUACCAACUUUAUUUGGAGGGCCUUAUCCAGAAGGAGAAAAAUAACUUACCUGUAGAAGGCACUAAUCAGGUAUCUGAAAAGGCACCUGACGUUUAG
Triticum turgidum subsp. durum (durum wheat) is the source of this 1197-nucleotide messenger RNA. The record is from the annotation of a GenBank genome assembly. Lineage: Eukaryota; Viridiplantae; Streptophyta; Magnoliopsida; Poales; Poaceae.